This is a messenger RNA of Aspergillus glaucus CBS 516.65, 543 nucleotides long. RefSeq lists its product as uncharacterized. The record is from RefSeq and is a predicted model, not a curated record. NCBI's taxonomy places the organism in Eukaryota, Fungi, Ascomycota, Eurotiomycetes, Eurotiales, Aspergillaceae. The transcript is spliced from 2 exons. Gene Ontology annotation, molecular function: zinc ion binding; nucleic acid binding. The coding region runs from base 84 to 377 and encodes 97 amino acids.
GUUUAGUGCCAUAUAACCCAGAAAGCCCUCCAAGCCCGCUGAAGCAGCAAAUCAACCAAGUUCUCAAGGCCUGUGAGAUCCAAAUGCAUUCAACUGCUCUACUAGAGGUUGAAGCACGCAAAUUACAUGCUGCCCAUGAGAAGCAGAAGCAAAAGCGCCGACGAUCUAAUAGACAGAUACUAAAUGAGGGUGGAAUGACUGUUCAGGAGAGCCAGCAGAUCAUACAGCAUCCUAUAGAAGCAAUUGAAGCACCAAGACCCGUCCCUGCAGAAGCACCAAUUUCACCUAAUUUGCCAGUUCCUGCGAGAAGGAAGCUACCAAAAUGUAGCAUAUGCGGACAGGAAGGACACAGGUCAAACCAUUGCCCUCACAGAUAGUUCUUUACCUAAUAUACUGGCGUUAAUGUGGUUAAAAAUGCGUUCAAAAGAGUAGGGUAGGCGGUAGGGUGGCGGGUCGCUUGGGGUGGCGGGUCGCUUGGGAAAUACGUUAGUUAACUAGUUAGUUAACUGUUAAAUAACUAACUAACUAGUGGCAAACAGCCCU